GUCAUGAGCAGAGGGUGUUGGUUCAUCUCCCUCCUGCCUGUUGUAUACGUCUGAUGCGGAAGUGUCACACUUCUGCAGCAUCUCAUUGUAUCUAUAGCAGCUCCUGAAACUUUCGCUUUACUUCUUGCAGGGUCUGAACAACGAGCGCAGCGCACGUCAUCACAGAAACUGAGCCCCCUCUGCUCGCCGACAACAGCGAAACUUUGCUUCAGAAACAGCGAACGAGAGAUCCGAGUGCUGCGAAGACGCCAUGAGCGCAACGAAGGAAAAUCCUGCCCCAGGCACGACUCAGCCACCCAAGACGGAGUCAUCGGGUCCGCCAGACAGCAGCGCGGCCAAGGCGUUCCACGACAGCCUCUCCUCUAAGAAAAAGCCCAAACUGCCCAAGCCGCAGACUGCAAUAACCAUCGCAGUGUCAUCCCGUGUCCUGUUCAACAUGGUGGACGAGAGGAAGAUGUAUGAGGAUGAAGGUGUAGAGAAAUAUGUCCUCUAUCAACAGGAACAUGAAGAAGAACCUCUGAAGCCAGGUCCUGCGUUCCCCUUUGUAAAGGCGGUGGAGGAGGUGAAUGGGCAGCUACGAGAACUGUACCCAGAUAGCGAAGAACUCUUUGAUAUCGUGCUGAUGACCAAUAACCACGCCCAGGUUGGUGUACGGCUCAUAAACACCAUCAAUCAUUAUGGUCUGAAUAUUGAGCGAUUCUGCAUGACUGGAGGGAAAAGCCCCAUUGGCUAUCUGAAAGCUUACCUCACUAACCUGUACCUCUCGUCAGACUCUGAGAAAGUACAAGAGGCCAUUGAAGCAGGUAUUGCAGCUGCCACCAUGUUCACACCAAAGCGAGACAUUGUCCUGCCGGAGAAGGAAAUGCGAGUAGCAUUUGAUGGAGACGCAGUCCUGUUCUCUGACGAGUCUGAACAGAUAGUAAAAGAAAGGGGUUUGGAUUCAUUUUUUGAACAUGAAAAACUAUUUGAGAACAAUCCAUUGGCCCAGGGUCCACUGAAAUGCUUCCUGGAGGCACUAGGAAAGCUUCAAAGGAAGUUUCAUGCUAAAGAUGCAAGGCUUAAAUGCCCUAUAAGGACCUACCUUGUGACAGCUAGGAGUGCUGCCAGCUCUGGGGCCCGAGCCUUGAAGACCUUACGCGCCUGGGGCUUGGAGAUAGAUGAAGCCCUUUUCCUGGCAGGAGCCCCAAAAGGACCCAUCUUGGACAAAAUACGACCUCAUCUUUUCUUUGAUGACCAAAUGUUUCACAUAGAAGGUGCACACGAGUUAGGUACUAUUGCAGCCCAUGUCCCUUACGGGAUUGGCCAGAAGUACCACAAAUCAGCCAAAAAGGAGGAACCUAAAACUGAGGAGCCUAAAAAGGAAGAGCCUAUUAAGGAAGAACCUAAUAAGGAGGAAUCUAAAAAAGAGGGGCCUAAAAAAGAGGAGCCUAAAAAGGAACAUGCAAAGAAAUAGAAAUAAUAGUGUUAGUAUUGUUAACAAGAUUUAGCUCUUGCUGAUAUGGUGUAUUUUACAAAUAUUUUAAAGCACAUUCCCUAAUCCCUCAAAUGUCUAAGAUAAUGUUAAUCAUGCUUGUCACUUGUCAAAAAAAUAGGUCCAUGUUAGCGUGGUUGUUUACAUAUACUGUAUAUAUAUAUAUAUAUAUAUAUAUAUAUAUAUAUAUAUAUAUGUAUAUGGUCUUAGACUUUACCCAGCCCUUCGCUCUCUUGUGGAAGUUAAUGAGCUGAGGUUUGUAAAUCACUAAUAUUACUUUAUAAAUAGGAGGAAAGAGUUUAACACUUUCAUAGUGGACUUUAUUUUAUAACAAUGGAUAGCAGUGGUGUGCAGCAACCUUCUAGGGCCAACUCUAGGUCAUCUACCCGAACAGACUCCUCCUAUUAUUAUUUUUUUAAGUUUAGGCUAAGCAAGCAUUGUGUCUAGAUCAUAAGCAGACACCUAUGGCAUAGAAUUGUAAAGAGUAGCAAGGAUUGGAUUGACACCUUCCCAACCUAAAACAGAAGUCAUAUGUUGGUGGUCAUAGUCACACUAAUGAAGGCCAUGCAUGGGUUGAAUUCUGAAAGAAUUUUCUUUUGAAAACCUUAUCUAAGAAUUUUCGUGUGAAUUUCGCACCAUUAGUGGGCCACAGCAAUUUUCAUGCGGCCAUCGAGUUUGAGUGAUCAGACAUUUUUGAUUUUUUUUUUAAAUGCAAAUGAUUUUUUAAAUCAAUGGUGGGAGAAUCAUGUGAGAAAUAUAAUGGAAAAAGAAAUGCUCAUGAGUGCAAGAAAAUAAAAUUACCAGAAAAGAAUAAAAUUCUGUAGCCACAUGAGGUGAAACUGAAGGCUUGGUUGGUCGAAUUUCAAAAUGGAUGGUGGCACGAUCGGAUCACAAAACACACAAAAUUUCUGAUUUUUUUAAAGAAAAUUGGUUCGGAAUUCGACCUAUGCAUAAGAAUCUUUGCCGCUGAAACUGCUUGCAUAUGUAAAUUAUCUCAAAUUUAGGGGUAGCUCAAGGCUACAUAUAUAUAUAUAUAUAUAUAUAUUAUGUGAUUUUAUGUUCAGUUCAGUCAUAUACAUGUAAUAAUAAUUCUGUUUAUAGAAGUGUCUGUAUAAGUUCAUACUUUGUAGAUCAGCUUUAGAGAUGACCCUAUAUAUCAAAGGAUGAGGAUAUGCAAAAAUGUGAUACAGCCUGCCAUAGGUCUCUUUCAAACAGCUUAUGACAUAGAUGCAGAUGCUUGCAUUUGCCCAAACGUUAAUGUUUAUUUCAGAUGGGAGGGUCAUGCUAACAUCUCCAGCACUGGCCUUUUUUGGAAUGAACAUUAGCAAUUGGUCAAUAUUUUCCAACCUGUCAAAGAAAAUUUUCCCCACAACAUGUCACAUCUGGGGGUGUGUACAGAUACCCAAAGGCAUGUGAUCAUUACUUAAUUCAUCACUUUGGUCAGAUCCUCCAAUUUCUAAGGCCAAUGUGUGACCCUGAACAUAGACGUCCAUUAGGCUUUGUAGCACAGCAAUAUAUGUUGUGUAGCUGUACAAGAAGUGUUGCUGACUUAGAUUUCUACUCAUGGAAAGAGAAGGAAGGAGGACAUGAUUUGCCUGAAAACAUGCUGCAGGUGCUGAAUAUCUCAGGGAAGUGUAAUAGUCUGAUCCAUUAAAACCUACAUUAUCUGGGAGGACUCCUAGCUCUGACAACAUCACCCUAAAACAUAACUGCACAAAUGCUUAAAACAAUUAAAUCAGCAUCAGGUGGCCAUAUAUAAAUAACUAUUUAGUACAGGCAUUCUAUAAUUGCACUGUGCAGCCUGCUUGCAGUUUUGAGACUCAUCUGCAACUUCUCACAGCUGGGUUAUGGUAGUACUGGGCUAUGUCUACAAGCUAAAGACAAGUGGGCUGGGUCUGCCCUAGGCUGGCAGUCGUCCGCUAUGACCCAGGCCAUGGUCACUUAAUUUUCAAUAGCACUCACCCCGAUGCUUGCUGUGUGAAUAUUGAAGAUGUCUACUGUACAUUGCAAGAGAAGAAGGAUUAGUUUAAGUUUUUGUCCGUUAUUAAUUGCAAAAUCCUCAAGUUGGAUUGUUAUUUGAACAGUUAUCCUUUAUAACUGCAAAACAUCAAUAUUAGUAUGUGAGCUUGAGGCUAAAUUGCCUUGCUUGUAGUAAUGAGAAUGGUAAUUUUGGAUGUCUAAUGCCCCGUACACACGAUCGGAUUUCCCGUCGGAAAUAUCUGGCCUACCAAAUUACUCAAAACUGGUCGCACCAGUCAAUUUAUAGGCUGUGAAAAAUGGUUCUCUGCACUGUGAGCUUUAUGAAAAUUAUACAAGUACAUAAGCUAAAUGUCAGCCCAUACAAGAUGAAUUGGUGAUGGGGUGAAUGUGUUCAAUCGCCUCCAGACACUUUUUUUUUUAUCUUUCUGCUGUGGCAUUCCACUGUGAAUGCUGGAUUCAUUUUGGAAAUAUCUCUUCAUCAUGGUCCUAGUAUGUGAAUGCAGCUGGGCACACAGUUGCAGAUGAACUGCCGCUAAAACUACACAUAGAUUCUACAACCUGUUGGGUGACACUGUAACAAUUCUAAAACACUGCAUAUCAUUUUGAAUUGAGUAAUUAUCUACUGCUGUAUAUAUCAGAACUAUUGCCUUUCGAUAAACAGAUCAUUUUAGCAUAACUUACUUAUUUUUGUCAUUAUGUGUGACUUUUGUGUUUGCCAUAAACUUUUAUAUGUUUUCUAUAAGCACUGAAACAGGGAUGUACCAAAUUCACAUAGAUUACUUGUGAAAGUUAGAACCAUAUUUAAAGUGCACCUGCAACCAGAACAUAGGAAGAGGCAAUGAUUUGCUUAGUUUAGCCUAGUCUACUAGGAAGUAAUGACAAUGUAACUCAGGACUGACCGUUCCUAAAACAAGAACCUUCUUUGUUGUCCAAAGCAACCCAUUGGAAUGCCCAUUCUAUUCUUCAUGUUAUCAAAUACUGCUGCUGUUUUACACAGAACUCAAGGCACUAGAGCAAACUUUCUAAACAAGGGGCCAGUUUACUGUCCUUCAGACAUUAGGGGGGUGCAGACUGUGGCCAUUGGGAGUAGAAAAAGGAUGGAAGUCAGUGUGGAAAAAACAAUGCAUCCAUCUUUAAUAUCAUGUGUGAGGAAUUGUGCCCUAUUGUUGGUGUCAUUGGGAGCAAUUGUGUAGAGUCACUGGGGUGGGGAUGUUGUGCUCCAUUGUUGGUUUCAGUGGAUAAAAUAGUGCCCCAAGGGCUGGAUAAAAUCAGGCAAAGGGCUUGAGAAACAUAGGGUGUUAACUAUUUUGCCUACCAUUCUUUGUAUCUACCCCUGGAACUGGGUGUUCACCAAUCGUUCUACUGUUCCUCUGACCACCAAUGCCUAUGCCUGGUCGUCUUGGACUAUGGAGGAUUUUGUUAUCAUGUACAUUAUGUUGGCAGACUUGAAGAGGUGCACACUUGCCCAGUAAUACUACUAAGUCUUGAUUGACAGCAGUGUUUCCUAGGAGUGCUGAGAUAUUGUGUUGGGCCACCCAAGAAAUUGCCUCCAGUGUGUCUAGAAUAUGGGGCCACUGCACUGAGAAAUGUUAUGCAGUGAAGCUAUCUUCCUCAACCCCUUGGUCAUGCAAUGUACUGUAAAUUCAAAAUUCACAUGACCCAAGGGUAUUGAAAGAAAUGCUUUUCAGCAUUACUGGAAUUCAGCUUCAAUUGUAACUAACACAAAGUUUAAUUCACCAACUAUACUCAUUACUCAUUUUAUCUUGACACAAAUUCUGGUUGCCCUUUAGUUAAUUUUUAGCUAGUUAGAUUUCUGUUUUUAUCCAAGUUCUUUUUUGACUGGUUUUAUACUACUUUUUAUUGCUGGAUACUCUUUUUUUUACAAAGGAUUAAAAAAUAUAGUAUGUUUUGUAUUGCUAGGUGAAAUUAGUCUUUAAUAGUGCAGGAUUGAGAGUUAUUACUAAAAUGUUUUCUCUUA
Rana temporaria (common frog) is the source of this 5429-nucleotide messenger RNA. RefSeq names its product cytosolic 5'-nucleotidase 1A-like. Gene Ontology annotation, molecular function: 5'-nucleotidase activity; nucleotide binding; magnesium ion binding. The coding region runs from base 251 to 1453 and encodes 400 amino acids. Lineage: Eukaryota; Metazoa; Chordata; Amphibia; Anura; Ranidae. Gene Ontology annotation, biological process: adenosine metabolic process; nucleotide metabolic process. The transcript has 6 exons. Gene Ontology annotation, cellular component: cytoplasm; cytosol. The record is from RefSeq and is a predicted model, not a curated record.